AUGAAAGGGGGUCACCAAGGCUACCUCAUCGUCGAAGCAGAUGGGACGCAAAUAUACAUGACCAGUACGAGUUCGCCGGACGGUGAAUGCUGUAUAUGGUACCGAGCUCCUGACGAUGUUCUCGAAACAAUGAAGGACGACGACAACAACAAUGAAUCGCGUCAGUGGGCCACGAAAGAACCGCAAGCAGAUGCGCGUCCAACUUUGGUAAACGCGUGUUCAUGA
Soboliphyme baturini is the source of this 225-nucleotide messenger RNA. Lineage: Eukaryota; Metazoa; Nematoda; Enoplea; Dioctophymatida; Soboliphymatidae. The record is from the annotation of a GenBank genome assembly.